Molecule: messenger RNA, 4320 nt
Organism: Oreochromis niloticus (Nile tilapia)
Lineage: Eukaryota; Metazoa; Chordata; Actinopteri; Cichliformes; Cichlidae
Product: cadherin-20
Exons: 13
Coding region: 608-3001 (797 amino acids)
Biological process (GO): cell-cell adhesion mediated by cadherin; cell-cell junction assembly; cell migration
Cellular component (GO): adherens junction; catenin complex; plasma membrane
Molecular function (GO): cadherin binding; beta-catenin binding; calcium ion binding
Source: RefSeq, a predicted model, not a curated record
CACAAGAGGGAGAGCUGUGUGUGAGCUCAUCCACAGCGCUCUGAGCAGGUAGAGCGAGCACAGGAGACAGAGAGAGAGCGUGCAGGAGGAGGAAAGUGAAAGAAGGAGAGAGAGAGGGAGUCUGUCUCCUCACCUGAAGAUUACUUUGUCUCACACUUCAUUCACCCCGAGUGCUGGAAGGAGCAGCGAGGUAGGAGCUGAGUUCAUCAGGAGUUGCCAGCGCUUGCUCUCUGGUCUUUUUCUUUUCUUUUUUUUGAAUCCCCUCUUGCCUGGUCUUUCCUGCGCAGGGGGUCAGCUGGACUUUUCUCUGCAAGAAAAACCCCACAGUGCAAAGAUUGAGAUAGAAAAACCAACACGUCGGGGAGGAAAGUGAGAAAAUUGCAGUAAAUCCCAGUGUCUGCGAAGGAAAAGAAGUUCAGAGAAGCUCCAAAAGACACCCUGAAGUCACCCAUUGGUUCACAUUUCGGACGGCGCCAUCUUGAGCUUGACAUCUUGAAACCAGGGACACGGCAGACUCACAAGCAGCCACAAAGACGGGACCCGGGAAAUAGCUCCACUUGUGAAGAAAAAGGGAAAAGUCUUUUCAAAUACCACUCCGUGCUUCACGAUGGGAGACCGAGUGCAUCUUCCAGCAGUUGCGCGGACCUUGCUCCCCGUGGCUCUUGGCAUUUUGACCCUUCUGCCUCAUAGCCUUCUGGGUACGCCAGCAGAGGAGGAACACGUAAGGAACUCAGCACUUCUGCAACGGGCAAAGCGAAGCUGGGUGUGGAAUCAGUUCUUUGUCCUGGAGGAGUAUACUGGACUGGAACCACUUUAUAUUGGAAAGCUCCACUCAGACAUGGACAAAGGUGAUGGCUCCAUUAAAUAUAUCCUGACGGGGGAAGGGGCGGGCACCACUUUCACCAUCGAUGACAGCACGGGGGACAUCCACGCAAUCCAGAGGCUGGACCGAGAGGUGAAGGCCCAGUACAUACUCCGUGCACAGGCCCGCAACCGCCUGACGGACAGGCCCCUAGAGCCCGAAUCCGAGUUCAUCGUCAAGAUCCAGGACAUCAACGACAACGAGCCGAGAUUUCUAGAUGGCCCAUACCAGGCGACUGUGCCUGAGAUGUCCAAAAUAGGAACAUCUGUGAUCCAGCUGACCGCUACAGAUGCUGACGACCCCACAUAUGGCAACAGCGCACGUGUGGUCUACAGCAUCCUGGAGGGCCAGCCUUAUUUCUCUGUAGAUGCCAAGACUGGCGUGGUCCGUGUGUCCCUGGCAGACAUGGAUCGCGAGACCAGAGAAAACUACACUGUGGUCAUCCAGGCCAAGGACAUGGGCGGGCAGCUGGGGGGGCUCGCCGGCACCACUACCAUCAACAUCACGCUUAGCGACAUCAACGACAACCCGCCCAUGUUUGACCAAAGGCUGUACCAGAUGAGCAUUCCUGAGUCGGCUCCUGUGGGGUCGGUGGUGGGACGCAUCUGGGCGAAGGACAGGGACAUUGGGGUCAAUGCUGAGAUGAAGUACAGCAUCAUCGAUGGGGAUGGAAGGGACACCUUUGACAUCAGCACCGACCCUACAAACCUCUUUGGCAUCAUCACAGUGAAAAAGCCGCUGAACUUUGAGAACAAGCCAAGCUACACUCUAAAGGUGGAGGGAGCCAACACCCACCUGGAUCCGGCCUUUCGCCACCGCGGGCCCUUCAAGGACGUCACCAUCGUGCACGUGAGCAUAGAGGACGUGGACGAGCCCCCGCAGUUCGACUUGCCGGCGUACUACGUCGAGCUGCCAGAGGACGCAGAGAUAGGGACUAUGGUGAAGACCGUGUCAGCGAGGGAUCCGGAUGCUGCCAACAACACUGUGAGGUACUCCAUCGACAGAUCCAGUGACCCCGACAAGUACUUCUACAUCGAAAUCACCUCCGGGUCACUGAUGACGGUGCGCUCGCUAGACCGAGAGGAAGUCGGCUGGCACAACAUCACCAUCCUCGCCAUGGAGAUGAAUAACCCCACGCAGAUCGCAAGCGUGUCGGUGGCUGUGAGGGUCCUGGAUGUGAAUGAUAAUCCUCCUUCGCUGAUGCACUACCUGGAGGCGUAUGUGUGUGAAAAUGCCAAAGCAGGGCAGCUGAUCCAGACCGUGACAGCAGUAGAUCCAGACGAGCCGCUUGGUGGGCAGCACUUCUACUACAGCUUGGCUCCAGAGGCCGUCAACAACCCUAACUUCACCCUGAAGGAUAACCAAGACAACACAGCGUGGAUCCUGACACGCCGUGGUGGUUGGUCACAGCAAGACCAGACUGUCUUCUACUUGCCCAUUUUCAUCUCGGACGGUGAGCAGCCGGUUCAGAGUAGCACCAGCACGCUGACUAUCCGUGUGUGUAGCUGCGACCAGGAGGGCAACGUCAUGUCAUGCAACGCUGAGGCCUACAGCCUGCCCGCCAGCCUCAGCAGGGGGGCCCUGAUCGCCAUCCUGGCCUGCAUUUUCGUCUUGCUGGUGAUGAUCCUGCUCAUGCUUUCCCUGCGGACCCAUCGUAAGAAGCCCUAUCUGUGUGACGAGGAGGAGAACGUGCAUGAGAACAUCGUGCGCUACGACGAUGAAGGGGGCGGCGAGGAAGACACCGAGGCCUUCGACAUCGCCGCCAUGUGGAACCCUCGUGAGGCGCACCACCACCUGGGCAAGAUGAGACAGGACAUGCUGCCGGAGAUCGAAAGCCUGUCCCGAUACGUCCCUCAGGCAUGCGUCAUGGGCGGCGGCAGCGGGGACAGCAAUGUUCACGGAUACGUGCUGGCGAAGCUCCUGGAAGCUGACAUGGACCCGUGCGCCCCGCCUUACGACUCCCUGCAGACGUACGCUUACGAGGGGGAAGGCUCUGUCGCGGAGUCCCUCAGCUCGUUGCAAUCUGGAACCUCAAACACCGACCAUGAGUACGACUACCUGAAUGACUGGGGGCCUCGCUUUAAAAAACUUGCUGAGAUGUACGGCGUGCUGGAGACAAACAGUCCUCCACUGUGGUAGGACGACGGGGCCUUUUCCUUUACAAACAGACGUAUAAAUUUUUUUUUUUUUUUAAAGAGACAGAAACAACCAAGAAGUGACAACAACAAAGCUGAGAUGUGCUCAUGGCCACAUCCAUGACUGUUAGAAAUCAAAUUCCUGCCGAAGCCUCUAUUCUCCACAGCCUUGCAGGCCUGCAGCAGGUUUUAAAUCUACCCCAGAGACGGGCUUCAGAGGCAGGCCGGAUUUGGCAGCCUCUUGGGGGCCACGCUGAGGAACGGCUUCAAAGCACACACCAACUUCAACUGCCUGACCCAGCCACAGGCAGAGCCCCUUCGAUUCAAGGCGCCGAGCAAUUUAUGCCAGAGAUGAAAACAAGACAGCGGGACUAACUUUGAAAAAGCUGAUCCACCGUUCUGGGCCUGAAGAAUCAAAGCGAGGAGUCGUUGCUGCAGUCGUGUUUUUGUUUCAUCCGUGGCAGGUUUUAAUUUAUUUCUUUGUUCCACUUGCUCUAUUUAUAUGUUCUGCUAAGUUAUUUGGGUCCUUCAAGCCGACACUGUACUUUAAGCCUCUGCCAUGUGAGGAAAUCUUCAAAAGAUCAUGCAUACGUUGUAACAUACAUGAUGUAACUGCCUUUGUUUUCAAUCCGUGUGAGAAGCUGCAUCUCUAAAUGUCACAUGACGUGCUGCGGAGAUGGCGAUGUCGUAGUCCCGUGUGGGGUUUCAGAGUUGAUAUGUUUACUGUAUUAUUGUUUUUGUACCAUUUUUAAGCUCUUUGUAUUGUAACUCCAAAACAUAAAGCAGGUAUCCAUUCAUUAGGAUGAGAGGGAAGCAUUUUAUAAAAAAAUUAAAUAAAAUCUUGGAUUUGUCUUAGUGGAUGUUCAAAUCUCAUCUGAGACAUGCGGCACAGCGGAAAGGACUACACGUGGACAAACGCCCGACUGAGUCGCCUUUCAUUUUGGAUCCACCGCCGUGCCAGCCGGAGUCUGGUGGCAACGAGGCUUGAUCUGUCCUGUUAGAGAUACCGUGUUGCUUUUCUGUCCCCACACAAAUGUGGCUUAAUCCUCCGAUCCUGUGGACUACAGAGACAUUGAGAACCUGCAUCAAGUGCCAACUGUAAAAAGGACAAAUGAAAGACAUUUUAGAAGAAGGAAAAAAAAAAAAAUGCAAAUCACACACAAACACCAAAAGGAUUUUCCAAACUGGGAGAGAUGUGGAGGUAGAUUUUGAUAAUUCAAUUGGAUGGAGUUUACUUGAAAUCUAUGUUGUGAGUCAUGCUACAGUAAGUGGUAUGUGAAUGUAGAUAUUUUUUGUAUUCUUGGUAAUAAAAAGUCAAAAAUG